CGUGUAAACCGAUUACAGGAUUCCGGUUGAGUAAACUUAACCUGUAUUGCCACUUAUCUUAUAUAACUACCUCCUUCCUCCACAACCUUAAAUCAGUCUUCUACCUGCUUUUCACUUCUCUUAAUUUCUUGAAUCCUUGCUUCCCUUGUUUCUCAGUUGUUCAAGAAUGGCUCCGGCAGCCGUGAAUCUUGAUAUAAUACCAACGGCUUCGAAUUCCAAGAAGAGGGCGUAUAUAACGUUCUUGGCAGGAAAUGGCGACUACAUAAAGGGUGUCGUCGGAUUGGCCAAAGGGUUAAGGAAGGUUAACUCCGCGUAUCCUCUUGUCGUGGUGGUUCUUCCCGACGUUCCGGAGGAGCACCGUCGUAUCCUGGAGUCUCAAGGUUGCAUCGUUAUAGAAAUUGAACCAGUUUACCCACCGGAAAGUCAGACUCAAUUCGCCAUGGCGUAUUACGUCAUCAACUACUCCAAGCUCCGCAUCUGGAAGUUUGUGGAGUACGGGAAGAUGAUAUACUUGGAUGGAGAUAUCCAGGUGUUUGAUAACAUUGACCAUCUGUUUGACCUGCCGGACGGCCACUUUUACGCGGUGAUGGACUGUUUUUGCGAGAAGACGUGGAGCCAUUCGCUGCAAUACCAGAUUGGGUAUUGCCAGCAGUCUCCGGAGAAGGUCCAGUGGCCGGCCGACAUGGGUCCGAAACCGUCUCUCUUCUUCAACGCCGGCAUGUUUGUUUUUGAACCAAGUAUCACUACCUAUGAUGAUCUGCUAAAGACCCUCAGCGUGACCCCUCCCACCCCUUUCGCUGAACAGGAUUUUUUGAACAUGUACUUCAAGGAUAUCUACAAGCCAAUCCCUCUGGUGUACAAUCUUGUUCUUGCGAUGUUGUGGCGGCAUCCAGAAAAUGUAGAUGUUGAUGAAGUGAAAGUAGUUCAUUACUGUGCUGCUGGAUCAAAGCCAUGGAGGUAUACUGGAGAAGAAGAGAACAUGCAGAGGGAGGACAUAAAGAUGUUUGUGAAGAAAUGGUGGGAUAUUUAUAACGACAAGUCUCUAGAUUGCAAUAAAAAAUCGAUUUUGGCAGCCAGCAGCAACAAUACUAAUAAUGGUGAGAUGGUUUUAUCGCCGGCACUGAUCUCCGACCCUAAAGUACCCGUCUGCGCGCCCUCGGCCGCUUAAUUAGCCGGGUCGUCGAGUAUAUAUAUAUAAUGUACUGCUCAUAGUUUGUUUUGGGUUGUUGGUUUCACUCCAUUUCUUAUAAUGGAUUGUAUGGAUAUGUAAAUUAGGAGGUAAAAGGUUUGCUGAUUUCUCUUUUUCUCGUUCUUAUAUAUCGUAAUCGUAAUAAUAUUGGAAUGUUAAGUUUAAA
This is a messenger RNA of Lactuca sativa (garden lettuce), 1355 nucleotides long. RefSeq names its product galactinol synthase 2. NCBI's taxonomy places the organism in Eukaryota, Viridiplantae, Streptophyta, Magnoliopsida, Asterales, Asteraceae. Gene Ontology annotation, molecular function: glycosyltransferase activity. The record is from RefSeq and is a predicted model, not a curated record.